GGGAAUGUGGGAGUGUUCGAGAGUGAACAUUCAAAAUGUUAAAUCUUGCUCACCAGAAAAAAGGUGUCUUUAUUCAUCAGUUUCAUCUGUUGCAUUUUUAAUAAGAAUUCUGUAGUUAAUUGUUUCCUCUUUGUGUUGAUGUUCGUGUAUAAGGGAGUCGAUGUAUAUGUGAUGUGAGUAAAAGGUUAUUUGGUAACUUUAAAAGCCCGAGGCGAAAGCUUAUUUUGAAUGCUGAAAAAUCUUCACGAUUAUAUGACUUUGCCACAUCAAGAAAAAAGAAUUAAUCCCCGAGAAGGACAAUGAUCGGCGAAUGGCUUGGUUAUAGCUCGCUUUAAUUAUCCUACAUUGUUGAUCGACCAAACGAAAUGGUAUCUUGUAAAACAAAGUCAACUAAAGAAAACACACCAAUGCAUAAGCAGAAAAAAUCAAAAUCCAUGUCAUCGGUUGUUUAUCGCACGGAUUCAAACGGCUCAACAUGUUUAAACCUCGAAGCUGAGGAAAGUAAUAAUCGACAAGGUUUGACAAACACGAGCGAUUCCGAGCCUGAAAAUGGAAAAGCAAAACAUGCCAAGUCCAAGAGUGUUGAUUUAUCGAAUGGAAAUGCUCAUUUGAAGUUAAGGCGUGUCAAUGCAGAGGAAACAGCAAUAAAAAGAUCAGCAAGCAAUGUUGAAAGUAGCAGCAAAUUUCGAUUGCGAGACCUCAGCCCAUCCAGACUUCGGAAAAAUCGACAAAGAAAAAGCUCUGACAAAGGCUCUAAGCUUUCAUAUUCACCUCGGAAAAAUGUGCGAUCAUCUACAUCAUGGCUCCCUGCAUCAUUUCAGCAAAUGCUCCCGUCAUAUAAAUCUAAAGUAGCGGACUUUAGACGAUUGUUCAAGAACAUUCCAGAAAGUGAGAAGCUUGUGACUGAUUAUUCCUGUGCUCUGCAAAGAGACAUUCUUGUUCAUGGCAGACUUUAUGUGUCACAAAACUGGCUUUGUUUUCAUGCGAAUAUAUUUGGCUGGGAGACUUUAGUUACCAUCGAUUUACAAAACGUCACGUCACUUACUAAAGAAAAAACAGCUUUGGUGAUUCCGAAUGCAAUUCAAGUCUGGACUGAGGCAGAAAAGUAUUUUUUCACAUCGUUUGUUUCACGAGAUUCGACUUAUCGUAACGUACAUCGAAUAUGGAAGAACGUGUUGUCUAAACAACCUGAUCACGUGACAUUAUUGAUAAAAGAAGUCGGAAAGUACGUUGAUGUGGAUUCUGAGGAUAUUGAUAACAGUAGUUUUGGAAGUAACGAUGAGAUACCUUUCGAUGUUAAUGACGACGACAUCAUUGUUGAUGAUGACGAUGAUGAUGACGAUAUCAUUUCAAUCAUUGAUCCCGACGAACUAAAUUCACCAGAUAAAUCAAAUCUGAAGAAUGACGUAGACGAGAAGUUGUUAGAUGAUAAAGAAUCUCCACCUCAUGAUUCUUCCAUACCUGAUAUUGCUGUAUCGCCAGCUUCACCAAAGGAAACCAAAGUUCAAACUGCCGACAAUGGCGACCAAACUAGUGCUAAGGUGUCCAACGGCCGCCAAAGUACGCCGUCUGAAACAAGACGAAGGUUUCCAUUUCCCUUUAAGAAAGAGUUUAGUCCACUUAUGAAAAGAAGAAAUCGCAAGUUAAACAAGAAAGAAAGCAGUAACGACUUAGAUAAUGAUAGUUUGAAUCGAGACAGUCUUAUUGAAGAUGGAAGUGUUAGCGACUCCAAUGAUGACGAUCCAGUAGUUCCUACUCUCUGUCCAUGUGAAAGUCACCUUGAUAUUGAGUGCCUUAAUGAGGAAUUUGCUGUUGAUUUGGACACAUUGUAUGAGUAUCUUUUUACCGACUGUGAUUUCUUUCGUAAUUUUCGCGCGGCGAGAGAUCAUUAUGAACUUACCAUUGAACCAUGGAAUGACGACGAUGACACGAAGAAGCGGAUCUUAAAAUAUAAACUUGAUCUCAACUUGGCUAUUGGUCCAAAGACUUCUAAGAUUCAAGAAAAUCAAGAACUGAAAGCAAGUGAACCUGGGCAGUUCUAUGUCGUUGAAACUAAUGUUGUAAACGAAGGUGUACCAUACGCAGAUAAUUUCGUUGUGAUUCAUAGAUAUUGUUUGUCGAGAGUCAACAAUUACGUGUCUAGACUUAGAGUUACGGCCACCGUGAAAUUUGUAAAACAUGUUUGGAGUUUUAUUAGAACUAUGAUAGUAAAAAAUACCAAGGAAGCUUUGAACUCGUUUUUCGAGUAUCUGAAAGAGUAUGUCAAAGGUUUCGAAGAUAAAACGUUACUUAACCCAAGACGAAGAGUAAACUCAUCUAGUAAUCGGUUGCCUUCAAAAGAAGUAGAAACAAAAAAUAGCAGCGAAGCUGAGGAAGAAAUAGACAAGGAUGUUUCCGUAUCUAGUAUGGGAUUUACUUCACCCUUUAUGAAUAAUAUCUGGAGUGUUUUUAGAAAUAACAGUUGGCUUCUUGGAGCAUUUGUUUCAUUGCUAGUUAUUUUGAUCCUUUCAAACAUGUACCUUAACUACAAAGUAAUGUCUCUUGAGCGUUCGUCAAAAUCAUGGUCUGUUGGAUUUUUACCAUCAUUAGAGGAUUCGCCUGCAAACGCAGAGGAAUUUCGAACGUUAUUACAGCAGCAAAAGUAUAUUCAAAAUAUCCAGUUGAGAAGGUGGAUUAUCGUUUGUGUGUUUGAAGAAGUUUGGUUAGGUAGGCUUGGUAUUGUGCCAUUGAUAUAUCAUCUUCAUGUCUGUUUCUUAAGGUGGCAACAUGUACUCUCGACGUCGAUAAAGUUUCUGGAGCAGGUUCAAGAUUCUUUGAGGAAAUUGCAAGAUGAAAUAGAAAAACCAGUAAAUCUAUAAUAUUGCAAUCGGGCCUUGUUCGCGGAAUGGUGCGUUCGUCUGUUAUUGAUGUACUGAAGGUGAAAUUAUCGAGUUUUUGUUGAAUCCAACGUACCAUUCAGGUUCUAAUCUGGAAAAAGUUGUGUUUAAGUGGUUAAAGGUUCUUCCUUUGCUCACCAUUAGUUGUCCUUCAAUGAAAGAAAUCUUACGGUUUGAAAAAAAAUAUAGCUACUCCGCUAUAAUUCAGUCAAUUAUCACGCUUGACCUUAUUAAUUUAUACCACAUUCAUACUUGCGAAAUAUGUUUUUCGUGUACAGCUGACAACAGCAUAAAUAUUGUGGUCGUUUCUCCCAAUUCAGCAUUGUGUUUGCAUUUAAGUAAAUGCCAUCAAACUAUCGGAAUUUGGCCUUAAAUUGAAUUAUCCUGGAGGAUUUCGGGAAGGGCAUUUAUAGUUGCUAAGACGUAAUCUGUAAAUUCAUGCGAUGAAUUGUCCGUGUAAAUAUAUUUAUGAGUUUUAUCAUAUAUUCAUAUUGCUAUAUUGUAAUUGAUAUUUUUUGACCACUGUAUGCGUAAUACAUAGAUAGUGACAGGGAUGGAUUUAGAGGAAGAGCUGGAAAAGGCGCGCACCCCUUCUUUCCUUGCUUAUUGGGAGUGCCGGAGAGGGAACAAUUUCACUACAAAAUAAUGUACUGAUUAAUUCAGUAAAAUGAAUUGUAAAAACACUCAAAUAUAUCGCUCACAAUAGACUGUUGACGGUGAUAUAUUGCAUUGAUAUAAAUAGUUGCGGAGCCAGCCAUGCAAUGCAAAUGUUUUUGUGGUUAAUCACUGGAAAGACAAUAAAUGGAAUUAAUUUUCUAAAGAAA
Xenia sp. Carnegie-2017 is the source of this 3700-nucleotide messenger RNA. Its product is annotated as protein Aster-B-like. NCBI's taxonomy places the organism in Eukaryota, Metazoa, Cnidaria, Anthozoa, Malacalcyonacea, Xeniidae. Gene Ontology annotation, biological process: intracellular sterol transport. Gene Ontology annotation, cellular component: plasma membrane; endoplasmic reticulum membrane; endoplasmic reticulum-plasma membrane contact site. The coding region runs from base 366 to 2858 and encodes 830 amino acids. The transcript has 22 exons. The record is from RefSeq and is a predicted model, not a curated record. Gene Ontology annotation, molecular function: sterol binding; sterol transfer activity.